Hyla sarda is the source of this 5069-nucleotide messenger RNA. RefSeq names its product EPH receptor A7 (gene EPHA7). Lineage: Eukaryota; Metazoa; Chordata; Amphibia; Anura; Hylidae. Bases 144 to 3221 code for a protein of 1025 amino acids. The transcript is spliced from 18 exons. Gene Ontology annotation, molecular function: transmembrane-ephrin receptor activity; protein binding; ATP binding. The record is from RefSeq and is a predicted model, not a curated record. Gene Ontology annotation, biological process: axon guidance; cell surface receptor protein tyrosine kinase signaling pathway; protein phosphorylation. Gene Ontology annotation, cellular component: neuron projection; plasma membrane.
GGCUGGCACAUCGCGGAGCAGGGAGCAGCAUCCCUCACUGAGCACAGGAAUGUCUGCUGCACGCUGCAACUCUACGGACCGCACCUGAGAGCACUGUUCACACCGAGCACACAGCACAGCCGGCUCCUGCACCCCAAUGCACCAUGUCCCCCCGGCUCUCCUGGAUUACCCUAGCCCUAUGCUUCUUUCUAUUUGCACAUAACGGGGACGCACAGACUGCCAAGGAAGUUAUAUUGCUGGAUUCCAAAGCACAACAGACAGAAUUGGAAUGGAUCUCCUCUCCGUCCAGUGGGUGGGAAGAAAUCAGUGGAUUGGAUGAGAAUUACACACCAAUUAGAACUUAUCAGGUAUGUCAGGUCCUGGAACCCAACCAGAACAACUGGCUACGAACUAACUGGAUUUCAAAAGCCAACGCACAAAGGAUUUUUGUUGAGCUAAAAUUCACUUUAAGGGAUUGUAAUAGUCUUCCUGGUGUACUGGGAACUUGCAAGGAAACCUUUAACUUGUAUUACUAUGAAACAGAUUACGAAACUGGCAGAAACCUGAGAGAAAAUCAAUAUGUGAAAAUAGACACGAUCGCUGCAGAUGAAAGUUUCACCCAAGGAGAUCUUGGGGAACGGAAAAUGAAACUGAACACAGAGGUUCGGGAGAUUGGACCCCUCUCCAAGAAAGGAUUCUACCUGGCAUUUCAGGACGUAGGAGCCUGCAUUGCCCUGGUGUCUGUGAAGGUCUACUAUAAAAAGUGUUGGACCAUUAUAGAGAAUUUAGCUGUGUUCCCUGACACGGUCACUGGCUCCGAAUUCUCCUCUUUGGUUGAAGUAAGAGGGACAUGUGUAAGCAAUGCUGAGGAAGAAGCGGAUAAUUCUCCCAAGAUGCACUGCAGUGCUGAAGGCGAAUGGCUGGUGCCUAUUGGAAAAUGCAUCUGCAAAUCGGGUUAUCAGCAAAAAGGCGAUACUUGUGAACCUUGUGGUCGUGGCUUCUAUAAAUCUUCAUCACAAGACUUGCAGUGCUCCCGAUGCCCAGCACAUAGCUUCUCUGACAGGGAAGGCUCAUCUCGCUGUGACUGUGAAGAUGGUUAUUACCGAGCCCAUUCUGAUCCAUCAUAUAUCGCAUGUACAAGACCACCUUCAGCUCCUCAGAAUCUAAUUUACAACAUCAACCAGACAACGGUGAGCCUGGAAUGGAGCCCCCCAGCAGAUAACGGUGGAAGGAAGGACGUCACCUAUAGAGUUAUAUGCAAAAGAUGCAGCUGGGAGCAGGGAGAAUGUGUACCCUGUGGGAAUACUGUGGGAUAUGUGCCUCAGCAGAGUGGAUUAUUAGAUACAUAUAUUACUAUUGUGGACCUUCUCGCACAUGCCAAUUAUACUUUUGAAGUUGAAGCUGUCAAUGGGGUUUCUGACUUGAGCCGUUCUCAAAGACUGUUUGCGGCAGUCAGCAUUACAACAGGACAAGCUGCCCCGUCUCAAGUAAGUGGGGUAAUGAAGGACCGAGUGUUGCAGCGUGCUGUCGAUCUAUCCUGGCAGGAACCUGAACAUCCCAAUGGAGUCAUCACAGAAUAUGAAAUCAAGUAUUAUGAGAAAGAUCAAAAGGAGCGUACAUACUCUACACUGAAAACAAAAUUAACAUCUGUUUCAGUCAAUAACCUUCGACCUGGAACAGUUUAUGUGUUUCAAAUUCGAGCUUUCACCGCUGCUGGUUAUGGAAUGUAUAGUCCCAGGCUCGAUGUCACCACCUUGGAAGAAGCUACUGCAACUGCCGUAUCCAGUGAGCAGAAUCCGGUUAUUAUAAUUGCAGUGGUUGCCGUUGCAGGCACUAUUAUUUUGGUCUUCAUGGUCUUUGGUUUCAUCAUUGGAAGGAGGCAUUGUGGCUAUAGCAAAGCUGACCAAGAAGGAGAUGAAGAGCUAUACUUUCAUUUUAAAUUUCCAGGCACCAAAACCUACAUUGACCCCGAAACAUAUGAAGAUCCGAAUAGAGCUGUCCAUCAAUUUGCCAAGGAGUUAGAUGCAUCAUGCAUAAAAAUCGAGCGUGUGAUUGGUUCAGGAGAGUUUGGAGAGGUCUGUAGUGGUCGUCUGAAGCUUCCAGGAAAAAGAGAUGUAGCAGUUGCCAUUAAAACUCUUAAAGUUGGCUACACAGAAAAACAAAGGAGGGAUUUUCUUUGUGAAGCGAGUAUUAUGGGCCAGUUUGACCAUCCGAAUGUUGUUCAUUUGGAAGGAGUAGUGACGCGUGGAAAACCUGUAAUGAUUGUAAUAGAAUACAUGGAGAAUGGAGCUCUAGACUCGUUUUUAAGGAAAUGUUUGGAAUGGUUUACUUCACCUCCAAAAACUAAACGCUCAGGAUCUACACAGACAAUGCCCUUAAAAGUCCAAACACUAAACACUCCGGGAUCAAAUGCACAGAAACAUGAUGGACAGUUCACGGUCAUUCAGCUGGUGGGGAUGUUGAGAGGCAUUGCAGCAGGAAUGAGAUAUUUGGCCGACAUGGGAUAUGUACAUCGGGAUCUUGCUGCACGCAAUAUUCUUGUCAAUAGCAACCUUGUCUGCAAAGUGUCAGAUUUUGGUUUAUCUCGAGUUGUAGAAGAUGACGCAGAUGCAGUUUACACAACCACUGGAGGAAAGAUCCCAGUUCGAUGGACAGCUCCAGAAGCAAUUCAGUAUCGCAAAUUUACAUCAGCAAGUGAUGUAUGGAGUUAUGGAAUUGUAAUGUGGGAAAUUAUGUCAUAUGGAGAAAGGCCUUACUGGGAUAUGUCAAACCAGGAUGUUAUAAAGGCUAUUGAGGAAGGUUAUCGGUUGCCAGCACCAAUGGAUUGUCCUGCAGGUCUUCAUCAGUUAAUGUUAGAUUGCUGGCAAAAGGAACGUGGAGAACGACCUAAGUUUGAGCAGAUUGUUGGUAUUCUUGACAAAAUGAUCCGGAACCCCAACAGCUUAAAAACCCCUAUGGGAACUUGUAACAGACCAGUCAGUCCACUUCUAGACCAGAACACCCCGGAUUUUUCCACCUUCUGCUCUGUUGGAGAGUGGUUAGAAGCUAUAAAGAUGGAACGAUACAAGGAGAACUUCAGCUCUGCAGGUUACAAUUCACUUGAAGCUGUUGCCGGAAUGACAAUUAAUGAUGUCAUGAGCUUAGGAAUUUCAUUGGUUGGCCAUCAAAAGAAGAUCAUGAGCAGUAUUCAGACUAUGAGAGCACAAAUGAUACACCUUCAUGGAACCGGAAUACAGGUGUGAUAGACAAGCCUCCCUCAUGAGGGAGGUAAGACUAUGAGACAACAGCACUGGCCUUCACUACACAAGAACUGCUGCUAGAAUCUGCUCAGUUAACUGAGUCCUCUCUACUACUGCGAUUUGUAGUAGAUAAAAACCAACUAGAUCCUCAAGCACCUACAGACUUGAACUCCUAAGUGCCACCAAACAUUUCCUGCGAGAGAAAUUUGGAUCAGACUCAUGUGGCAAGGAUGACAGCAGUAAUAACAAAGUACUACCUGACUAAAGAACAAACAGAGCUCUCUAACCUCCUUUUUGCCCAAUGGACUUUUUCAAAUGUAUUGUACAUAAUUCAUUUUAAAAAAGAAUAUAUUUGUUGGACAAAAUCUCAAGAUUAAUGGUAAAUACGGCAAAACUAUUUUCCUGAAGCUGUGUUUUAUUAUAUAAUCUUAUUUUUUAAUGUGUUAUUCUCCUUCAUUAUUUUUUUUUUCUCGGAGGGGGUUGGUCGAUAGGUUUAAUUGCACAUUUAUUAGGAGACUAAUAUCCUUAGCAUGGUUAGUUAUAUUUUGAAUGCUGUUAUUCUGGCAUUUUGCUUAGAUAUCUAUGUAGACAUUGGCAAAUCAACAGCAGGCAAGUAAAAACUUUGCAGGUUAAUAACCAUUUAUUUUUACAUAUUUUCUAAGGACUUGCUGAAUACAAAGCAAUAAUGGCACUCUGUGCGGCCAUGGCACCUUUGAUACAGAAUACAUAAUGAAAUUAUUAAGUCAUGAAAAAUUGCUAAAAAUUGAGAGUUACUUAAUUCUCUAAAUAAACAGGGUCUCCUAAACUACAUACUAGAAACUAGUACUGUAAAAUACCAAGCCUUCCCUUUUCGAAUGUCAAGUUCAAUAAAAAAAAAACUAAAAAAAUAAAUGAAAGACUCUCGUGGCAUAGUCACUGUCUAAAACCUUCCACUGCCUGCAAACAAGUGCAAGGUGACUGAGGAAUCAAAUUUUUUUGUACAACAAUAGAUUUGAAAUAGCCAAAAUAUAUUUUAUACAAUAUAUUGUUGAAUGCAAUCCAUGUUUGAUUGUACGGUUUUAGAUUUUAUAUUUAGCUCUAUAUAUCAGGGUGACAAGGGUAACACUUUCGUUUACCACCUGGAGAUGGACAUCCAAGAACAGAAGUUUAUCGUAAAACACAUGGUAGUUAGAACGGAGGUUUUUUUUUUGUUUUGUUUUUUAUUUGGUACCUGAUGAACAGAGUUUUUUUUCUUUUUCUGUCUACCGGAAGCAAUAAUAAAUUGUGUCUUUCUAGAUAUUCCCUUUGUGCAUAUCUUUAGAGUAAGAAAUAUAUUUGUAAAAUAUGUUUAGAUGGUGGAUGACCCAUCAUGUAGAACAGAUUUGAUUUGUUUAAAGAAAGAUCCCAGGGAUCUAUCAGAAUUUGGUCUUCUUUGAUUAUGUGGGCAUCCACAGAAUUGUAAAUGUUUCAGUGUAAAGUGUGUAAAUUUUAUUUAUACUGUCUUGUUUUGUAUACACAUUUCUCUGUAGUGAGCUCUGAAUACAUCGAAAAUGCACUAUAUUUUUCUAUUUUACUUGCAGAGGUUCAUAAAAACAGGUAUUUCAAUGCUACAUAAUGUAUUUUACCAUAUAGGACCAAAGAUGGCUGCAGAAAACACAAAUGGAUAUACUCUUCUGCUUACUUUAAUUUCCAGUCAUUUAAAUCUCUGUACAUUGUUAUUUUAUGACAUUUUAUUUAUUUGAUUGUUAGAAUAAAAAAAAAGUAAUUUCUAAGAUGUUUCCUUAAAUAUAGUAAAAUACAUUUACAAAUUUCCAUUUCAUAGACGCUUCCAUUUGUAAUCUUUGUAAUAGACUGUAAAUAUAUUUUUGAACU